GUUGCAAUGCAUGCACAUUAAAACAGCCUGUUUGCUUGCACCUGUGGCGGUCACAGUUUGUUUUUUAAGGAGAGAACAGGAUGCAGGCAGCUUUAUGCGUGCUGUUUCUGACUCUGUGCGGGAACAGGGUCUCCACAUCUCCGUUGAAAUCUUUCCAAACGGGGGGAAACCCGGCCUCCUUGGAUGACGUGAACAUCCUUAUGUAUGGCGUGGUGCAGUUCAGCGAGUCCCUGCACCACAUAUACCAGAGCACAGAGGCCAGGAUGGCCCGCGUCAUGAAAGCCAUCAGCCGAACCGAGAGCGAGGUUAAGAGACUGGGGCACGACACGGAGGAGGCUGCUCAAACCGAGCGACAGAUCAAAGAGAAACUUCAGCUCAUUCAGGCUCAGACGAAAGCACUGCAGAUUCAGGUCCAAGAGAACAGAGGAACGGUCACCAGGGUGGAGCUGGAGGAGGCAGAGCUAAAGAAAAAACUAACCAUCCUGGAGGAAAACCUAAACAACUCCGUCCCAGGCACGAUCAAGGUAGCUAAGAUGCAGAACUGCCUUUCAAUUAACACCCUUACAGUUUUAACUGUACAUAACCGAUUAUAUCCGGUCACAACACUUAAAAACAUCUCUAUCCUGAAGGAUCUGAUGAAGUGGACCCAAGAACAGAAACUGAAAUUGGAGAAUCAAAACCACCAGCUGGCUGAUUUACAGAAACAGAAUAUGGUGUAACCACUAAUAUCACCAACGAGGAGGCACUGCAAUCCUCAUCAACACUCCAUUCAUUGCACGGCAAACGGAUCUCACCUAUUACAUGUUCAUUUAUGACACAGAUGUCCACUUUGCCAAUCACUUUACACGCACUUUGGGCCUCAGGAAACACGAGCACAGCGAAUUUUUGUGUAAAAUAUUUGUAAAAACUGUGUGAAUGCAAUUCCUAACCACAGAAACAAACAUUUUACUAUUUUCUAUAAUGUUAUAAUAUGGAUAAUAUGUUUAUAAUAGCACAAAACAUAAUUAUCAUAAUAUAUAUCUGUAUAUGUAUUUGUGGUUUGUAACUUAUUUAAUAAAAGUAUAAUGAGUGA
Messenger RNA from Rhinichthys klamathensis goyatoka, 1072 nucleotides. It is a transcript of the gene angptl8, whose product is annotated as angiopoietin like 8. Lineage: Eukaryota; Metazoa; Chordata; Actinopteri; Cypriniformes; Leuciscidae. Gene Ontology annotation, biological process: triglyceride homeostasis; regulation of lipid metabolic process. Bases 81 to 719 code for a protein of 212 amino acids. The transcript has 3 exons. The record is from RefSeq and is a predicted model, not a curated record.